AUGACAACAAAAAUUGAAACAACUAGUCCUCUUUACCUUCACCCAUCAGAUGCAAACAACUUUCUACCUAUUGAAAAACUUCAAGGUACUGGUAAUUACAGACCUUGGAAACGUUCUAUGGAGAUAGCUUUGGCUUCAAAAAGAAAGCUAGGGUUUGUCACUGGAGUUGUGAAGAAAGAUACCAGUGAUGCUGUAAAGGGAGAGGCCUGGGAAACUUGUAACAGCAUGAUAAUCUCUUGGAUUCUGUCAUCUGUAACAGACCCUAUUAGAAAAUCCAUAAUGUUUGUUAACAGUGCUCACACAAUCUGGAAUCAGUUGGAAAGGAGAUUCUCUCUCACAAACGGUUCCAGAAAAUACAAGUUAAACAAACAGGUUUAUGAAACCAAACAACAAAAUAAACCUAUUAGUGAAUAUUACACUAUGAUGAAAGCUUGCUGGGAAGAGCUAGAAACUUUAAACACUCUUCCUCCUAUAACCACUAUGACAGCAGAACUUUCAGCAUUUAUUGAAGCACUGGAUAGACAAAGGGAAGAACUGAAACUAUUUCAGUUCCUGAAUGGUUUAGAUGAAAUGUAUGGAGCCCAGAGAAGUCAGUUGCUCAUGAUGAGUCCAUUACCCUCUGUAGAAGGUGCUUGUGCCAACCUAGAGCAAGAAGAAUCUCAGAGAGAUGUGCUUGGGGGUGUAAAACAAGAAAUGGAAGGACUAGCAAUGUACAGCAAAGGCACAGGGGGAGUGUUGAUGUGUAGUGCUUGCAAUAAGACUGGACAUACCAGAGAGAAGUGCUGGACUGUGGUAGGUUACCCUCCUGGUCACCCAAGAAACAAGUUCCAGCAAUCACAGAAGCAGAAAUGGAAGCCAAAUGCCCAAAAAUGGAGCAAACAUAGGCCUGGAAAUCAGAUGACAGCUGCUAAUGCUACAACCAGUUCCUAG
Messenger RNA from Beta vulgaris subsp. vulgaris (sugar beet), 930 nucleotides. RefSeq lists its product as uncharacterized. NCBI's taxonomy places the organism in Eukaryota, Viridiplantae, Streptophyta, Magnoliopsida, Caryophyllales, Amaranthaceae. The record is from RefSeq and is a predicted model, not a curated record. Bases 1 to 930 code for a protein of 309 amino acids. The transcript has a single exon.